Geosmithia morbida is the source of this 1170-nucleotide messenger RNA. RefSeq lists its product as uncharacterized. Lineage: Eukaryota; Fungi; Ascomycota; Sordariomycetes; Hypocreales; Bionectriaceae. The record is from RefSeq and is a predicted model, not a curated record. The transcript is spliced from 5 exons. The coding region runs from base 1 to 1170 and encodes 389 amino acids.
AUGCACAUGCGCUCCCUGACAGUCAUGGUCCUCGCGGCCCAGGUCAGGAACUCUGCUGCCCAGGAAGCGGGUUUCCGUCAGGUUCCAGUCGGCGAGGCCGUCGGCCAAAACCUCGUGGUUACGCCUGCCCUGAUCACCAGCUCGACCAACAUUCCGUUCUUUGCCGCUGGAGUCUGCGCGACUCAUAUCAGCUGCGAGAACCUGGGUAUCGCCACGGUAACCACAGUGACCGAGUCUGUGCCUGGGCUCAUCCCUAUCGCGACGCCCCUGACCAUCACCCCGACAUGCGUCAAGCCGGGCUACACCCACACCGUCAUCAUUGUCCCCACCGGCACCCAUGUGACGAGGGAGACGCACACGAUCACCAUGCUUCCCGGAGAGACCUACUUCCCCGACGCCUCCAACACCGAGAUCAACGGCCCUGUCAUCGAGGUGGUCUAUCCUGGGGGGCCUGACCCCACUAAGACGCACACCAAGACCAGUACCCUCACCAGCGGCCACAGUCCGAGCGAAAUCACCGUCAUCAACGAGCCUCCCUUGGUCGGCGUGGAUCCCACCGUUACCAUUAUUCCGACCGUCACCUCUGGUAUCGAGGUCACCGUCUGCCCGCCGGAGAAGAUUGUCACCGUCACGUCGCAGCCCAUCCCGGGCCCGACGGUCACGACGACUGCCGCCGGCGGAACCGUGGUCGAGAAGCCAGCUUCCAAGUUCCCAUGCAGCAAGGACGAUGACAAGCCUUGCCGGGGAGCUCAGGUCCAGGGAUGGACCGUUUUCAAGACGCUCUUUGAUGCCAAGCACAAGUACGAUGGCAACACCUACCCCGGGCCGUGGACUCGAACCCUCGACCUCGACGAGGACACCAUCCUCACCGUAACCGACAGCUGGUACCAGGCUGAACAUUGGACCGUGUCCCUCGACGGCCAGGUCAUCGGCGAGACGCACGAGGACGGGUUCCAGAACGAGAAGCUGUCGUGCACCACCGACGGCGACUCCUGCAUCGCCAAGGGCUUCUCGCACGGAAGCUUCAUGCUGCCCAAGGGCAAGCACACACUGUCGAUCGAGUGGACCGACGGACCGCUCAAGUUCAACAACGGCUACAGCUGGUGGACGCACGGAUAUGGCGUCUACCGCCUCGACAAGCCCUGCAGAUGCGGCAACAGCGAGCUCUAG